Molecule: messenger RNA, 6148 nt
Organism: Nematostella vectensis (starlet sea anemone)
Lineage: Eukaryota; Metazoa; Cnidaria; Anthozoa; Actiniaria; Edwardsiidae
Exons: 20
Coding region: 95-5215 (1706 amino acids)
Biological process (GO): protein phosphorylation
Molecular function (GO): ATP binding; protein tyrosine kinase activity
Source: RefSeq, a predicted model, not a curated record
AAAUACCUCUAGUCAACAGAAAAAGUCCCGGGAGCCAAACAUGUAAGACUACGCAACACAACAAAUCAGCUCAGUGAUUUAGAAGCAGAGAAAGAUGCCAGACGAGGAUAACGGCGCUGCGCGCAAAGCUUCGGAAGAUCAAGGUUGUGACCGGAAACCAUUCAAUAUCUAUAUUAGCCACGCUCAAAGUGUAAUCGUUGGUGACAAUGGAGCUAUCACAGAUAGAAAGACAGAUCUGCAGGAUGUUGGUGCGAUGAAUACAGAUAAGCCAGGUGAAGAGCAGCCAAGCCUUGAUGACGACACUGUAAUGCAGCCAGGCCUUGAUGACGAAACUGCAAACAAGACGACAGACGUACAUGACGCGCGGCCAGGACUUGGUGGCAGCGAAGCUGUUGACUCGGGACCUGUAGUGGCUGACAGUGCUGAGGACAAUAAUGCAACCGACACAAAGGACAAUUUUACCGAGCAGGAACCACCGUACUAUGAGAUGCGAUCAAGAAGCAAAUGUGUUGAAAACGUUGAAAUGCGGCCAGUCAGGAAAGUCAGUUAUCGUCCGCGAGCUCUUUCGCAUUCCAUUGUUAACAGAGGCUUUAGUACAGACUCGGUCUGGACCGCAGACCAUCUUUUCAAGAAUCCAGAUGGCUUCCUCCGUGCGCUGUCAGCAGCAGAUGAAAUGGAGCGACAGCGCUUGGAAAAUGUUCUAUUCCAGAUCCUCCUUACAUUGGAAAAAGAACACAGAGCAAUUAAAAGCAAGGACAUUUAUAAUACGCUGACUACACUCGCAUGUAAUGACAUCGGAGAAACCGCGACACGACAUACACUGAAUCUGCUAUUGGAAGAAUUGUCAAGAAAGGCUGACGACUUUAAAGGACUUUUCUCGGUUGAACAAGCUCUUAGAGGGUCGAUCCUGCGGGAAGGCGGGGGCUUGUUUGAUAAGGAAUCGCUUUCCAUGCAAGAACUUAGACUGGGGGUGUACAGUAGGGUCCUUGCGCUUCUGUUUGUAGAUCGCACACUGGGAAAUUUGACGCCUUUGGACGCUGAGAUUAGCAAGCUUCGUGAUAAACUUUUGGAAAUGUUGAAAAAUCAUCGAUACCAGAAGCACAAUGAUCUGCGGCACGCAAUGGAGUUCAUCAUAGAGGUAGCUGAAAGAACGUAUCCUGAUCCUAAAAGGAAAAAACGAGACGGUGGGAUAAAGCGAAAUCUCGUCGAAAUAUUAGAGUGGGCACAUGAAGCCAAAGAUGAUACUCUGAGUGAAAAUCGAACAAAACAGUUCAAGCUCUUGUUCAACAGCUGGUUUGAGCUUCAUUUGGUGGUCUUUGUUUUACAGUUAAAGGUCUACAGAAAACCGAAGAUAAUGUCGGUAUUGAAAAGCUUGAUAGACGAAUAUGUUGCAUAUGGCGAAAAAAAGAGACUUGCUAGAAGGGAGAUUGAGUGGCAAAACGGGCUCAUCUUUGGCAGCGUGCUUCUCGACAUUGCUUUCUACAACAAAGAUAUUACCGCUCGUUCACAAGCAAGCGCGUGUCUUGCCAAUUUCUACAAAAAUAGCAAAGAUAUGGAGAAAUGCGAAGGCGUGAAGAUUGCGAUCACAAGGUGCUGCAAAAGAGUGUUGUUUUCUCCUGACCAAUUAAGCCGAUGCUUGGUCGGGCCUCACAUCAACAACGUCAGCUCAGAGGACGAUGUUGAUUAUCUAAUGUGGCAGUACCGCAAGUUUGUCCCUCCAGGGAAUUAUGAGAUCCUUAGAAGAGAUGGCGCUAUCACAGUUUUCAGCGCGACAUUUCGAGACAAGCCAGUCAUCAUCAAGCUCUGCCAUGCUUCCUCGGAUCUCGACGGUGUAAAUUACAAGCGCAUGCGCGAUGAGGUUUAUGCAAUGUACCGGCUGAACUCUUCAACCAUGCUUCACCCGAACAUCCCGCGGGUCUUCGCGUACGACACGGAACAACUGCCCUAUCACGUGAUUUUGGAGAGGUUGCCGGAGGGGGACCUUCUUAGCUAUCUGGAAAACUCUAGGCGUGAUUUGCUUCCCAUGCUGCCCCAGUCCAUAUUGACCGGCAUGUGUCUGGACGUACUGAGAGCAGUGAAGUUCCUACAUCAGCUCGGACUGGUCCACCGGUCCAUAUGCCCCUCUAAUGUAAUGGUCGGGGAGGAUAACGUUUGCAUGCUGUCGGGUCUUGGCACAGUCCGGGAAUUGAAGAGUCAGGGUGAAGGUACAACGCCGGAGUACGUCUCUAAUAAAUCCACUCAAGUGCGACAUGACGCCCCCGAAAGUUUAUUAGAUGGGCGCUUCUCAUGCGCGUCAGACAUGUGGAGCUAUGGCGUACUGAUGUACCAGGUGUUUACCCUAGGGGUGACCCCGUACAGUCGCGGUAAUGGAAGGGGCUGCGAUACGGACGAACAAGUCAGACAAUAUGUCUUAAAAGGAGGAAAGCUUUUGUCAGAGGCCUGCAUUCCCAAGCAAAUAGCUGCCCUUAUCGAGCGGUGUACAGAAUUUGACAGCCGCGAGAGACCCACUGCCGAGGAAGUGGAGAAUGAAUUGGAAGCUUACCAAAGUUAUAUAAGAUCAUCAGGCGAAGAUCACGCCCCUGAAAGUCCUCCACCUUUAAGAAAGCAGCUGAUUCCCAUUUGUAACUCUUCCUCCUCGACUCCAGUCGAUGAAAAUGAGCCAACAUUUCCAGAUGUCUUUGAACCGCCUUCUCCUGACUCUCUGACGAAGUCCAGGUGGCACGGGGAGAUCGUGAACAGGGAAGUCGUGAAUAAAGACAAGUUAGAAUGUCUUAGGAGCUUACGGCCGCUCCGCCAUGAAAACCUUGCUGAAAUUAAGUCAAUAUCUCCUCUAGGAAGUGAUUUUGAAGUGAUAACCGAGUACUUCAGAGAUGGGGAUUUACUACGCCAUGUGAGGGACGGCAAAUGUUCACCUUUUGACUUAGUGAGCGCGCUUGCGCAAAUUGCCAUGGUGAUUCAGUACAUACACCAGAGCGACAUUGUCCACUGCAGCCUAAGACCAGAUAACAUCAUGGUGGCGCAGCAAGCGCCUCUCAAGGUGAAACUAACGCGCUUUGGGCGAAUAGAGGAAAUUAUUGUCACCUCCUACAUGAAAACAAGCGCGGACGGGUUUGUUGUGAAACCUAUGCCCAUUGAUGAUUCGGCAUGGAGCGCGCCAGAGGUGAAAAACGAUAAUUACUAUUCACAAGCGGCUGAUGUGUACUCCUUCGGAAAGGUUGCCUUUGAGAUGUUCAAUACGCUAGACGAACUAGAGGCAUCGGCAGCCGCGGCCAUGGAUGACCAGACCAAGUCAUCGUUUGAGGGGAAUUAUCCAGUUCAACCGCAGAGUAUGCCAUGCUGGUUGUACAUCACACUCAAACAGUGUCUUCUGCAUUAUCCACGUGAAAGACCAACCUUCCUGCUCCUGGUCGACACCCUAACGAGCAGAAAGCCAUUUGAUUCCUGGAUGCUAAAGCAUUGGAAGAAGAUUCACAACGACGUUAAUGUUGAUUUUGGUGUCACCCAACCCGAGAAUGCUCCGCACGUUCUUCCCGAGGAAAAACAUCUCAACCACGCAGAAAUACGUAAAACCGUCACAGAUAGUCUUUACGCUCCUCACUGCUACGACUACCAGCUGGGACUUCUGCGUGAAACGACAGAAGAAGAAACGUAUGAGUAUAUUACAGAGAACGUGUAUGAAGAAUUUCCAAGUCAAGAAAUACAAGUUGAUGGAUUGCCAGCAUCGUCAAGAUCGCCCAAACAGGAUUUCAAAAAUUCACUACUCACCCUGAAAGGAAACCCACCACCACUACCCCCAAGACCACCCAUUCAUGGGUUGUUGGACACUAAGAGAAUGCUAUUACAACCACAAAGAGACCUACAAGGAGAUUUUUAUGGUUGCUCAUUUAUUUACGAAAAAGAUGGUAACGAAUCUGAUGAAGGCUCAGGAGAUGAUGAAACUCUUUGUGGAAUUGGCAGCAACCUAUACGAGCCAGUUUGUGAAUAUACUGCAAUGUUGCCCGAUCAUCAAUAUGUGCGCAAAUGUCAAGAUUUACUGUACGAAAAUAUAACCCAGCCAAGCCUGGCUACAUGUAUUAUACAUCAAGUGUCUCGACCAAUCCCUGCCAAGCGUCAAAUGCCUGAAUCAAACCCAACUGAGCGUCGAGUGUCUCCUCCAUUCCCUGCUGAACAUCGAAUUCCUCCACCGGACCCUGCUGAGCGUCGAGUGCCUCCUCCAUUCCCUGCUGAACGUCGAACUCCUGCACCGGACCCUGCUGAGCGUCGAGUGCCUCCUCCAUUCCCUGCUGAACGUCGAACUCCUGCACCGGACCCUGGUGAGCGUCAAAUAUCUUCUCCAUUCCCUGCUGAACGUCGAAUUCCUCCACUGGACCCUGCUAAGCGUCGAGUGUCUCCUCCAUUCCCUGCUGAACGUCGAACUCCUACACCGGACCCUGGUGAGCGUCGAGUGUCUCCUCUAUUCCCUGAUGAAUGUCAAAUGCCUCCACCGGACCCUGCUGAGCGUCGAGUGUCUCCUCCAUUCCCUGCUGAACGUCGAACUCCUACACCGGUUCCUGCUGAGCGUCGGGUGUCUCCUCCAUCCAGACUUCCUCCCCCAUCAUUACACAUACGUCCUUCAGACCGGCCCGGAAUGACAGCCACACCUCCUCCCCCACUACCAACCAGACGUCCAUCAUCCUGCUCCAGACCUGCUCCCCAGUUAUCAUACAGGCCUCCUGAUGUGACAGAUGUACUUUGUAGUAAUAGUCCCCGCCAUCAUCAGCCUCUUUAUGGAAGAGGUCAACACCAAGGCAGUUAUCAGCACGCUAGGCCAUUUACCCAUAUGGCAUCAAGUGGAGACCACUACAUACCAGGGAGAUCUGAAGAGAGAGUAUUCCAAGAUAUGAGCGGUGAUCAUACAUCAAGCGAAUGCUAUCAGCAAAGAUAUCACAACAUCUAUCAUUCAGAUCCACGCAUGAGUCUAUCGCACGACUUUUUGUGCGAUUAUCCCAUGGUCCAGCCUUACGACGUAAAUAAGGAGGGGUAUUGGCAUUUCGUCCGUCUCAACUCAGAUUGUACACAGUACACUAGGCGUCCAGGCGUCCAUCACUGCCGCUCGUGUGGUCACGAGGUGUACGAGAAUGUGGAAGAUCACUGCUCAAAGCAUGGACGAAGUUGUCGCCCCCUGUCGACACAUAUGUCAUGGAAGCCGAUUGCAUCAGAUAUUAGCCACGUGUAAUGGAAUCCCAAUGACAUUAUAGAUUAGCCACGUGUAAUGGAAGCCAUAUGACAACAUAAAUUAGCCACUUGUAUUGGAAGCCCAGUGACAUCAUAGAUUAGUCACGUAUAAUGAAAACCCAGUUGCAUCAUAGAUGAACUACGUGUACAUGUUGUAAAGGAAGCCCAAUGCUGACAAUGGCAUCAAAGAUGACUCACCAGUGUUUUGUAUAAAGAUAAUGCUUCUUUGAAGAUAAGUAAAUACAUGUCAUAUACACCUGUUUCAAAAUCUUGUGUAGGUGCACAAUGCAAAUGGAAAUGCCAAAUGGCAGUUCUGAUUUCGACAAAUGCAUGGGACUCGUCAAAUUUCUAAUGAUGUCAGAGAAAUGUGCGAUCAUCAUUGUUCUUACAAAUAACCUCGCAAAGCCUCCGUCGAUACGCCAAAGCCUUAGUUUGAUAUUUACCGGCAUGACCUCACUCUCGGUUAGUAAGUAGUUAGUAUUGUAUUGUAUACUGCAAUAAUUAAAGGAUUUGCGUUAAAUGCUGGGUAAUUACAAGGGUUAUAAUAUAACCUCGGAAUAUUGUCCGGUAAAUGCGAGUAUCCGCUAUAUAAGGUAUUCUAGUGAUAAUGUAUAGAUUGUUAAACAUUUUAAGUGUAGCGUGUAUUUUCUUAUGGAUUUUUUUUUCUACUAUUUGUAUCGACAUUUUUAUACAUUUUUAUAUACCAGAACACUUUUGGAUAAGUAACCCAGAAAGAACUUAAUAUGUAAGUUUUUUUUCGUCUCGUUUCGCCGUUAUUUCCUUUUAUCAUGUUAAUGAUAUCUGGUAGCAAUUACUUUCACGACUUGUUUAUUAAAUCAAAUAGCACAAUUAUAUUUGAUGGCAAUACUUUCAUGGCUUGUAUAUUAUAUCUCAUAGCAUGUCAUGGCUUUUAUAUUAUAUCCAAUAGAAUUUC